Molecule: messenger RNA, 2277 nt
Organism: Podarcis raffonei (Aeolian wall lizard)
Lineage: Eukaryota; Metazoa; Chordata; Lepidosauria; Squamata; Lacertidae
Gene: HOXC4
Product: homeobox C4
Exons: 2
Coding region: 503-1408 (301 amino acids)
Biological process (GO): embryonic skeletal system morphogenesis; anterior/posterior pattern specification; regulation of transcription by RNA polymerase II
Cellular component (GO): nucleus
Molecular function (GO): DNA-binding transcription factor activity, RNA polymerase II-specific; RNA polymerase II cis-regulatory region sequence-specific DNA binding
Source: RefSeq, a predicted model, not a curated record
GGCACCUCAUUUCCCCUGCAGCUUUUCUUUAAGGUGAAGCAAGCAGAACGAUUUCAAGCAUGCUUCACUAUCUGCAGUGCAAAAUGUUACUAGUUCUUCCAGAUUAAGAUUCAUUUAGCUACUGGAUCCCUACAAGAGAGGACUUGCUGUGUACCUGAAAAAGGGGGUGGGGUGGAGAAGAACACAGGAGCUUUCCCUGCACACCAUCUGUCUGCCAAAUAAAUGAGUUUCCUUCCAUUAUCCUUCCAUUCACUUACGUUGCCUUUUUAAGAAAAGAACGUUCUGUUUGGCAGCAAGAGAACCCCUUACACACACACACAUACGCACGCGCACCUCUUUUUCUGAGUUUAAGGGGACCACACAAACAACAACAAGAUCGCGCGCACACGCACAGAGGCACAGGCACACACUCGCGCACACACAAAUUGGAUACAUUUUGAAUAAGCUUUUGGUUCCUUAUCCGGGGACUAGCUCGGCUGGCGUGAUUGGCGCAAAUAGUCACAUGGUGAAACUAACUUUACGGGGUCGCCAGCUAGUAGGAGGGUUUUAUGGAGCAGAAAAACGACAAAGCGAGAAAAAUUAUUUUCCACUCCAGAAAUUAAUGAUCAUGAGCUCGUAUUUGAUGGACUCUAACUACAUCGAUCCGAAAUUUCCUCCAUGCGAAGAAUAUUCGCAAAAUAAUUACAUCCCAGACCACAGUCCGGAAUAUUACAGCCGGACUAGGGAGUCCAGUUUUCAGCAUCAUCACCAGGAAUUGUACCCUCCACCUCCUCCACAGCGACCCAGCUACCCCGAGCGCCAGUACAGCUGUGCCAGCCUCCAAGGUCCCGCCAACCCCCCAGCGCAUCAAAGGGGCCAUGGACCACCACCCGGAGGCCACCAUCUCCCCGAGAAACCACAGCAGCUCUGUGACCAAACGGCUCUCUCCAGCGCAGCCACCUCGCCAGCCCCAGCCCCUCCAGCCUGCAACCAGCAAAACCCCGAGCAUCCUAGCAGCACGGCCACUAAGCAACCCAUAGUCUACCCAUGGAUGAAAAAAAUCCACGUCAGUACUGUGAACCCCAAUUACAAUGGAGGCGAGCCCAAGCGAUCCAGGACUGCCUACACCAGACAGCAGGUCUUGGAAUUGGAAAAAGAGUUCCACUAUAAUAGAUACCUGACGAGGCGGAGGCGCAUCGAAAUCGCCCACUCCCUGUGUCUGUCGGAGAGGCAGAUCAAGAUUUGGUUUCAGAACAGGCGGAUGAAAUGGAAAAAAGACCACAGGCUGCCCAAUACCAAAGUGAGAUCUACAGCUCCUACCAAUUCUUCCACCAGUUCCAUUCCUGCUUCUUCCAACGCGGUUGCUAGCGAAGAACAUUCGCAAAGCUCAUCACAGGACCAACGAGCAGAGGAUAUUACAAGGUUAUAAACAAACAAACAAAAAAAGCAAAAGCAAAACAAACAAACAAACAAAUACCCCCAUUAAAAAAAUGACUCUGAUUAUUUAUAGAAUCUAAUAUAUAUCUAUAUAUUUUGGUUCUUUUUUUUCCUCGUAGUUUUUCCCGUGCUUAAAUAUAUUAAGAAGAAAAAAAGAGAGAGGGGUGAAAAACCCCACACACAAAAGAAUGAGGUCUUCCGCAAAGAUCUCAAGCUUUAGGUGCAUGUAUUAUUAGCAUGAGAGAGGUCAGGUGAAAUACCUGCUGGUUUUGUUUUGUUUUUUUAAAACGCAAUUUUCAGGGUUUUAUUUAUUUUUUAAAAAGGGAAGGAGUGGAAGGAUGAGCUAUGUGUGUCUGUGUGUGUCUGUGUGUCUCUGUGCGUGUAUGUUGGGGUGGGGAACACAAUGUUCUGUUUUAGAUGAAAAAUCGGGGCAUAUGCUAAUAAUUACACAGGCAAGGGAAGAAUGUAGUUAUUUUGCUCUGUGCGUUUACAAAUGGAGAACAAAAAAAAAUGGACCAUUGAAGGCUUUUUUCCUUCCUUUUUUUGGUAUAAAUGUAGGAGAAAGAUUUUUUUUAAUUAAAAAAACAAGGGGAAAAAACAGCACAGGAGCUAAUAGUAGCUGGUAAACUUACGGUUUAUUUCAAUGUGAAGGACUCAAAGGAAGAGAGAGAGGAAGCGAGCCAGCGAGAAAGUUGGAAGGAAAAGUCAGUAGGUAGAUUUUUUCCCCCGUUUUGUCGUGGUUCUUUGUGUUUUUUGGACAUGAUUUGACAUGAACAUUGUAAACUUGCAAUAAAAGAGUUUUAGUGUAUAUGUGAAAGUCCCCUUGUUCAAUAAAAACCAGUGAGUGUGACACAGAUUUGA